This is a messenger RNA of Solanum stenotomum, 716 nucleotides long. Its product is annotated as mannosyl-oligosaccharide glucosidase GCS1-like. The transcript has 6 exons. Gene Ontology annotation, cellular component: endoplasmic reticulum membrane. Gene Ontology annotation, molecular function: Glc3Man9GlcNAc2 oligosaccharide glucosidase activity. The record is from RefSeq and is a predicted model, not a curated record. Gene Ontology annotation, biological process: protein N-linked glycosylation; oligosaccharide metabolic process. Bases 32 to 646 code for a protein of 204 amino acids. NCBI's taxonomy places the organism in Eukaryota, Viridiplantae, Streptophyta, Magnoliopsida, Solanales, Solanaceae.
CUGGGGGCAGAGUAUGCAUAGUUUAUUGUGAAUGAUGAUUGGUGCAGAUUUUAUUCGUGCUUGCUAUAAUUCCAAACAUGAUCAGGUUCAAUUAACUUGGAAAAUAGUGGAGACUGGAAGCAACUACCCAAGGCGAGAGUUCGUACGAGAAGUCCUAGAGAAACCUGUUCUACAACUGGUUCCUCAUCUUGGUUAUGUUAGCCUUUUCCCAUUUAUCCUCAGGCUUAUUCCACCUGACUCACAGAUACUCGAGAGUCAGCUUGACCUCAUCUCCAAUAAGAGCAUUUUAUGGACUGAUUUUGGGCUGAGAUCCCUAUCCAAAACAAGCUCCAUGUAUAUGAAGCGUAAUACGGAGCAUGAUGCUCCAUAUUGGAGAGGGCCUAUCUGGAUACCCUUGAAUUAUUUGAUUGUUUCGUCUCUUCAUCACUACUCCCAAGUGCCUGGACCAUACAGAGACAGAGCCAAAACCGUCUACAAUGAAUUGAGGAGCAAUUUGAUAAGAAAUAUCGUUGGGAACUAUAAACGGACAGGGUACCUGUGGGAACAAUAUGACCAGAAGAAAGGUAAAGGGAAAGGUGCACGCCUGUUUACUGGAUGGACAGCAACUGUGCUAUUGAUCAUGGCAGAAGCUUACCAUGAAGUUUAGUAUCACCCUAAUGUUGCAAAAGUAAUCAUUUUUGACAUAUUGAAUUCAGACGUAUACAACUACUAGAUAA